Penicillium lagena is the source of this 1188-nucleotide messenger RNA. RefSeq names its product TauD/TfdA family dioxygenase. The record is from RefSeq and is a predicted model, not a curated record. Gene Ontology annotation, molecular function: oxidoreductase activity. NCBI's taxonomy places the organism in Eukaryota, Fungi, Ascomycota, Eurotiomycetes, Eurotiales, Aspergillaceae. Bases 1 to 1188 code for a protein of 395 amino acids. The transcript has 3 exons.
AUGGCCCCCGCACUCACUGAUUCCGCGGCUCCCGCAUCCCACCGGCUCGAUGCGCCGCUGGAACUCUUCCCCGAUGGUCUGAAGACCACCGGCCAGCACCCCCCGCUAUACGACCACAUCCACCCCUUUGACCACUUCCCGCGCCAGAUCACCGGCCCUACCGUCUGGAAAGCCGAGGACUACCGCGAUCACCCGGAGAAGUGGACGCAUGUCUUCACACCAUCGCAGAUUGAGGAACUCAGCGCGACGUCGGAUGCUUUCCUUGCAUCCAAGACCCCGCUGACUGGCAUUUCCAAGAGCAACUUCCCUCUCCCCACUCUCGCGCCGUUCCUGAAGACACUGCGCAAAGACCUGAUUGACGGCAAGGGCUUUAUCCUCUUCAAGGGCUUCCCCGUCGAGAAAUGGGGCAACCACAAGUGUGCUGUUGCAUACAUGGGUCUGGGCACGUACCUGGGCUACUUCGUCAGCCAGAACAGCCGCGGCCACGUUCUGGGUCAUGUCAAGGAUCUCGGCGAGGACGCGGAGCAGAUUGACAAAGUGCGAAUCUACCGGACCAAUGCUCGCCAAUUCUUCCACGCCGACGACUCCGACAUUGUCGGUCUCCUCUGUAUCGCCAAGGCCCUCGAGGGCGGAGAGUCUGACCUCGUUUCCUCGCAUCACGUCUACAACACCCUCGCCGUUGAGCGGCCCGAUGUCCUGAAGACCUUGACCGAGCCGAUCUGGUACUUUGACCGCAAGGGCGAGACCAGCAAGGGCGAGGACGAGUACAUUCGCACGAGCGUGGUGUACCUAGAGCGCGGCGAGAACGGCCGCGUGUACACGAAAUGGGAUCCCUACUACGUGCGCUCCUUGAACCGCUUCUCUGACGCGGGUAUCAUCCCGCCCAUGUCCGACGCGCAGCAGGAAGCUUUGAAGGUGCUGGAGGAGACCUGCGUCCGCCUCUCGCUACACAUGGUCCUGGACGUCGGCGAUAUCCAGUUCCUUGCCAACUCGCAUAUUUUCCACGCGCGCACUGCCUAUACGGACCACGCGCCUCCUACGCCCCGCCGCCACUUGAUGCGCCUGUGGCUUGCGACUCCGGAGCAUGAAGGUGGCUGGAAGCUGCCUUUCUGGGAUAGCAAUGAGAAGAAGCGCGGUGGUAUCCAGGUUGAUGACCAGCCCCCUGUGGCGCCGCUAGAUGCGGAGUAA